Molecule: messenger RNA, 13838 nt
Organism: Callithrix jacchus (white-tufted-ear marmoset)
Lineage: Eukaryota; Metazoa; Chordata; Mammalia; Primates; Cebidae
Gene: HDAC9
Product: histone deacetylase 9
Biological process (GO): negative regulation of transcription by RNA polymerase II
Molecular function (GO): histone deacetylase activity
Source: RefSeq, a predicted model, not a curated record
AUAAUUCAUAUAUACAAUAGGGGAUCAAAGUACUUGUUACACUGAAUACCAUACCCUGACAUUACAUAUUUUGUAAAUGUUGUUAUAUGUUUUUGAUUGAGCAACAAAUAAUCAUGUUAGCCUAAAGACAAACUUUGUGUAGUUUAAAGAGUGUUUGCCAAUGCUUUUUUGAAAAGGAGGUUUCAUAUAAAAAUCCAGAUGUCCAUCUUCUCUUGAUAGAUGGUGGUUUUGUGCUGCUAGGGCUCAGACUCCUGUUAGGCCACAGUUGGGAGCAGGUGGCCACAGUUGACCUUAGCAAGCCGUAACAUGCGCUCUGUGUUCAGGGCAUUCCUAUCCUGAUCUCCUUCAUAUCCUGAUGAGCCUGCCUGACUCCCAAAGCCAGCUGUUUGAAGGGUAGCAUUUUGUCUAGGGUAUUGCUUUUCAGCGAGACUGUACUGGCCCCUAAAGGAAGAUUUGAAAGUGUUUUCUGGAUGCAGAAGUGGUUGGAGGACACUACUGGCAUUUAGUGGAGUGCAGUCUUGUUAUGUGAGAGGCCAUUUUGGGCCUGGAAGUUGUAUCCCGCAUUUUCAGCAAUCCCUUUGGGUAUUCAUAUAGGCGAAAUACCUGUUUAUAAUUAUUUGAGCCUAGAAACAAAAUUGGUUGCCCAUUUAAAAACUGGUUUAAUUCAGUUUUAGUAUACAUUGAAUUUCCUAAGACUACAGCUACUGUAUAAUUUCAGGUAAAAUUGUUCUUUACUUUGGAAGAUUUACUGCAAAUUGUUGACCAUUUGGAAAACCAUAUCACUGACAACAAGGUGGCUCAUGAUAUUUGGAUAAUGAACACAAUGUAGCUCUAUCAGUGCUCAUUUGUACCUCCCUUGUUCAGUAUAACAAAAAGCAAAAUUAACACUCCUUUAACAUUUUUUAUGAAUAAGAAAUAAAUCUCAGUCCGACAUGGUGGCUCAUGCCUGUAAUUGCAGCACUUUAGGAGGCUGAGGCAGGUGCAUCAUGAGGUCAGGAGUUCAAGACCAGCCUGGUCAACAUGGUGACACCCUGUCUCUACUUAAAAAAAAUACAAAAAUUAGCUGAUCAUGGUGACAGGUGCCUGUAAUCCCAGCUACUCAGGCUGAGGCAGAGAAUUGGUUGUAACCGAGAGAUGGACUUUACAGUGAGCUGAGAUCAUAUCACUGCACUCCAGCCUGGACAAUGGAGUGAGACUCCACCAGAAAAAUAAAGAAAAGGAAAGACAGAAAGAAAGGGAGAGAGAAAGAAAUCUCAGAUUUUAUGAGAGAAUAUUAAUUCUUUGUGUGUUCUUUAUUUUUACCAUCUAUAAUUUGCCUUCGCAUGUUAUCUAGACUUCAGUUAUUCUUAUUUUCUUUUUAUCAUUGGCCUGUAAGUCUGCUUUAUUCUUAUUCUGAAACUAAAUUGUAUCCUCAUGUCCAUGCAACCACUUAACCCUCCAGUCUUUGACUUUCUUACCCUUCUUGAAAGUAGUGGCUUCUUAUUGCUUCUCUUUAAUUCAUAUUUAUUUGUUGGUAGUAGGGCAGACAUCAGAUCACAUCCUCAAUAUGUAAAUUAUGCUCAUGCCUGGAGAACUUUAAGAAUAUGAUAUAUAGAGAUUGUUUGUGUAAACUAUGAGCUUUGUUGUUAGGUUAGUAAAAGAGGCAUUACAAAAUACUUGUUUUUAAAAGUGAGGCUUUGUGGUUGAGCAGCUUAAUCCUCUAGGUGAGCACUGAGAAUAUACAUUGGUCCUAAAGAGGCUUACAGGCUUCUAGAAAGACAUUGCAUAGAGGCCAGGCAUGGCGACUCACGUUUGUAAUCCCAGCCCUUUGGGGGACCACGGUGGGUGGAUCAUGAGGUCAGGAGUUCGUGGCCAGCCUGGCCAAGAUGGUAAAACCUAAUCUCUACUAAAAAUACAAAAAUUAGCAGGCAUAGUGAUGGGUGCCUGUAAUCCCAGCUACUUGGGAGGCUGAGGCAGGAGAAUCGCUUGAACCUAGGAAGCGGAGGUUACAGUGAGCUGAGAUCACGCCGCUGCACCACUCUAGCUUGGGCCACAGAGCAAGACUCUGUCUCAAAAAAAAAAAAAAAAAAAAAAGAAAAGAAAGAAAGACAUUUCAUAGAAAUAAGUUAUGCCUAGACGAUGAAAUAUGCUCCAGGAUUUCAGAGAGGGGCAAAUAGGUGUGUUUGAAUGGGUGAGGAAGGCUUAUGGAUGAGGCCGAAGAGGAGCCACCAAAUGUAAAUGCUUGGGAAAGAGUUUUGCAGAAGGGGACAAAGAAGCAAGGUUCUCUCCCUUUUUUACUUUCUCCCUCUUCUUUUUCUUCUAGAACUCUGUCUUUUCCUCCUCCUUUCCUGAAGAUGCAAAAGCUACAGAUGUGAGAGGGACAAUCCAAAGUCAUGAUUGUGAAGUAUUGUUCUCACCUUAAACUCAGAUAUGACCUUGGGGGCUUAGAAUUGUGUGGUUUUUGUUCUUCAAGAGAAAUUAUUGGAGAGAUCUCAGAGCAAGGCAUUGCUUGUAUUUUACUUCGGUAUAGUACUUACAUUUUCGUUUUCUUAGAUCUAAUUAUAAAAGAGGCUUGGGAGGUGGAAAAUAAAUUCAGUAAGUCUCCAAAGUUUUCCAUUUCUUUAUUUUAUAAAUUAACUAUCAUUGAAUUUGGGGUAAUGCUAAGGAGGGUGUCAGUGACAGAAUUGCUAGUUUUCUUAGCUUGCCUCAGCUUAUCAAAUUUAACUCUUUUUGUGAAACUGUCACCACAUGUAAAUAUAUAAAAUACAUCAGAAUUUCUUUGAAGAAACAUUUCUUAGCCAAUCAAAAGCAAGAACUAAUGAGCCUUCAAGAUGAUUUAAUUUUCAGACUUUUUUUUCUUCUAAUGCUACAAUCCUUAGGUAUGGUGGGAAAGGCACUUCAAAGUGAGUACUCCGGAUGUAAUUCAAAUGUACCCAUUUAAGUAGCUCAGCAAAUUGCAUAAUCUAGGGUUCUGGAGUGACAGUGAUUUUUAUGUUGAAAUCUUUUGGAGUGGGAUGGAAAUAGCAACAUCAUUUUAUUUCAUUAAAAUUGGUCUCAGCCUCUGCUUUUUCCUCAUUCACUGGAGGUCUUUACAUCUAGGAAAGAAUUCAUAGCUGCUUCUUCAGAGGAUGUCUCAUUUUCCCUCAUUCAGAAGGACACAUUUGGUACUUUGCCCUGUGUUUUAAUUAGUAAGCUCCAGAGGAAGAGAGUUGUUGAAGCCAGGGCCCCCAGUUGUGGAAGUUUCUAUAUCUGUAAACUGGAUCCAUUCCAGGGCAGAAUCAUUUAUCAGCAAAUGAAACACCAGCCACUUCCCACACGUCCUCUGAUUGCAUUAAAAAAUCACUCCUCUUCCCACCCAAAUUGAGUAUGCUUGGAGUAUGGAGCUGACAAACAUUCUGUUUCCUCCUCCUCAUUCUGUUAAAUUGCUGGUUUCUGUAGUCUAUUAGGCUUCUUAUUAAUAGCAAUAAAACGUUCAUUCUUUAACUCUCACGCCUACAUACCAGAUACAGUCACUCUUUCUGCCCCUAAGUUAUAUGGUCUAAAGUCGUUCAAUAGCAGGGAAAUGAGCUGGGAAAAUUGAUACUGCGUCUGUAGCAUCAGGUACUAUUUAACCAGUGGGAGGGACUGAUAAAAUUAGCAAGUUGACUAACCACUUCCCUUCCUUGUGGCUCUUUAAUUUAUAACGGAUACAGAAAAGUUCAGAAGGACUGAGCUAGUUUUCGAAACCACAGCACACUUUGGCAAAGAAGGAAUGCACAACAGAAGGGAUGGGGUGGCUGGACGAGAGCAGCUCUUGGCUCAGCAAAGAAUGCACAGUAUGAUCAGCUCAGUGGAUGUGAAGUCAGAAGUUCCUGUGGGCCUGGAGCCCAUUUCACCUUUAGACCUAAGGACAGACCUCAGGAUGAUGAUGCCUGUGGUGGACCCUGUUGUCCGUGAGAAGCAAUUGCAGCAGGAAUUACUUCUCAUCCAGCAGCAGCAACAAAUCCAGAAGCAGCUCCUGAUAGCAGAGUUUCAGAAACAGCAUGAGAACUUGACACGGCAACACCAGGCUCAGCUUCAGGAACAUAUCAAGUUGCAACAGGAACUUCUAGCCAUAAAACAGCAACAAGAACUCCUAGAAAAGGAGCAGAAACUGGAGCAGCAGAGGCAAGAACAGGAAGUAGAGAGGCAUCGGAGAGAACAGCAGCUUCCUCCUCUCAGAGGCAAAGAUAGAGGACGAGAAAGGGCAGUGGCAAGUACAGAAGUAAAGCAGAAGCUUCAAGAAUUCCUAUUGAGUAAAUCAGCAACAAAAGACACUCCAACUAAUGGAAAAAAUCAUUCCGUGAGCCGCCAUCCCAAGCUCUGGUACACGGCUGCCCACCACACAUCACUGGAUCAAAGCUCUCCACCCCUUAGUGGAACAUCUCCAUCCUACAAGUACACAUUACCAGGAGCACAAGAUUCAAAGGAUGAUUUCCCUCUUCGAAAAACUGCCUCUGAGCCCAACUUGAAGGUGCGGUCCAGGUUAAAACAGAAAGUGGCAGAGAGGAGAAGCAGCCCCUUACUCAGGCGGAAGGAUGGAAAUGUUGUCACUUCAUUCAAGAAGCGAAUGUUUGAGGUGACAGAAUCCUCAGUCAGUAGCAGUUCUCCAGGCUCUGGUCCCAGUUCACCAAACAAUGGGCCGACUGGAAGUGUUACUGAAAAUGAGACUUCAGUUUUGCCCCCUACCCCUCAUGCUGAGCAAAUGGUUUCACAGCAACGCAUUUUAAUUCAUGAAGAUUCCAUGAACCUGCUAAGUCUUUAUACCUCUCCUUCUUUGCCCAACAUUACCUUGGGGCUUCCUGCAGUGCCAUCCCAGCUCAAUGCUUCGAAUUCACUCAAAGAAAAGCAGAAGUGUGACACACAGACGCUUAGGCAAGGUGUUGCUCUGCCUGGGCAGUAUGGGGGCAGCAUCUCAGCAUCUUCCAGCCACCCUCACGUCACUUUAGAGGGAAAGCCACCCAACAGCAGCCACCAGGCUCUCCUGCAGCAUUUAUUAUUGAAAGAACAAAUGCGACAGCAAAAGCUUCUUGUGGCUGGUGGAGUUCCCUUACAUCCUCAGUCUCCCUUGGCAACUAAAGAGAGAAUUUCACCUGGCAUUAGAGGUACACACAAAUUGCCCCGUCACAGACCUCUGAACCGAACCCAGUCUGCACCUUUGCCUCAGAGUACAUUGGCUCAGCUUGUCAUUCAACAGCAACACCAGCAAUUCUUGGAGAAGCAGAAGCAAUACCAGCAACAGAUCCACAUGAACAAACCAGCAAGGCAACAGCUCGACUUUGCUAGGGGAUCACCUCCAGAUGUUCAACCAAAGAGAGACCCUGCCACCCCACUGAGACUGCUUUCGAAAUCUAUUGAACAACUGAAGCAACCAGGCAGUCACCUUGAGGAAGCAGAGGAAGAGCUUCAGGGGGACCAAGCGAUGCAGGAAGACAGAGCGCCCUCUAGUGGCAACAGCACUAGGAGCGACAGCAGUGCUUGUGUGGAUGACACAGUGGGACAAGUUGGGGCUGUGAAGGUCAAGGAGGAACCAGUGGACAGUGAUGAAGAUGCUCAGAUCCAGGAAAUGGAAUCUGGGGAGCAGGCUGCUUUUAUGCAACAGCCCUUCCUGGAGCCCCCGCGCACACAUGCACUCUCUGUGCGCCAAGCUCCGCUGGCUGCGGUUGGUAUGGAUGGACUAGACAAACACCGUCUUGUCUCCAGGACUUACUCUUCCCCUGCUGCCACCGUUUUACCUCACCCAGCAAUGGACCGCCCUCUCCAGCCUGGCUCUGCAACUGGAAUUGCCUACGACCCCUUGAUGCUGAAACAUCAGUGCGUUUGUGGCAAUUCCACCACCCAUCCUGAGCAUGCUGGACGAAUACAGAGUAUCUGGUCACGACUGCAAGAAACUGGGCUGCUAAAUAAAUGUGAGCGAAUUCAAGGUCGAAAAGCCAGCCUGGAGGAAAUACAGCUUGUUCAUUCUGAACAUCACUCACUGUUGUAUGGCACCAACCCCCUGGACGGACAGAAGCUGGACCCCAGGAUACUUCUAGGUGAUGACUCUCAAAAGUUUUUUUCCUCAUUACCUUGUGGUGGACUUGGGGUGGACAGUGACACCAUUUGGAAUGAACUGCACUCGUCCGGUGCUGCACGCAUGGCUGUUGGCUGUGUCAUCGAGCUGGCUUCCAAAGUGGCCUCAGGAGAGCUGAAGAAUGGGUUUGCUGUUGUGAGGCCCCCUGGCCAUCAUGCUGAAGAAUCCACAGCCAUGGGGUUCUGCUUUUUUAAUUCAGUUGCAAUUACCGCCAAAUAUUUGAGAGACCAACUAAAUAUAAGCAAGAUACUGAUUGUAGAUCUGGAUGUUCACCAUGGAAACGGUACCCAGCAGGCCUUUUAUGCUGACCCCAGCAUCCUGUACAUUUCACUCCAUCGCUAUGAUGAAGGGAACUUUUUCCCUGGCAGUGGAGCCCCAAAUGAGGUUGGAACAGGCCUUGGAGAAGGGUACAAUAUAAAUAUUGCCUGGACAGGUGGCCUCGAUCCUCCGAUGGGAGAUGUUGAGUACCUGGAAGCAUUCAGGACCAUCGUGAAGCCUGUGGCAAAAGAGUUUGAUCCAGACAUGGUCUUAGUAUCCGCUGGAUUUGAUGCAUUGGAAGGCCACACCCCUCCUCUAGGGGGGUACAAAGUGACAGCAAAAUGUUUUGGUCAUUUGACGAAGCAAUUGAUGACAUUGGCUGAUGGACGUGUGGUGUUGGCUCUAGAAGGAGGACAUGAUCUCACAGCCAUCUGUGAUGCAUCAGAAGCCUGUGUAAAUGCCCUUCUAGGAAAUGAGCUGGAGCCACUUGCAGAAGAUGUUCUCCACCAAAGCCCGAAUAUGAAUGCUGUUAUUUCUUUACAGAAGAUCAUUGAAAUUCAAAGCAAGUAUUGGAAGUCAUUAAGGAUGGUGGCUAUGCCAAGGGGCUGUGCUCUGGCUGGUGCUCAGUUGCAAGAGGAAACAGAGACCGUUUCUGCCCUGGCCUCCCUAACAGUGGAUGUGGAACAGCCCUUUGCUCAGGAAGACAGCAGAACUGCUGGUGAGCCUAUGGAAGAGGAGCCAGCCUUGUGAAGUGCCAAGUCCCCCUCUGAUAUUUCCUGUGUGUGACAUCAUUGUGUAUCCCCCAACCCCAGCACCCUCAGACAUGUCUUGACUGCUGCCUGGGUGGCACAGAUUCAAUGGAACAUAAACACUGGGCACAAAAUUCUGAACAGCAGCUUCACUUGUUCUUUGGAUGGACUUGAAAGGGCAUUAAAGAUUCCUUAAAUGUAACCGCUGUGAUUCUAGAGUUACAGUAAACCACGAUUGGAAGAAACUGCUUCCAGCAUGCUUUUAAUAUGCUGGGUGACCCACUCCUAGACACCAGGUUUGAAGUAGAAACAUUCAUUACAGCACUAGAUAUUGUUAAUUUCAGAAGCUAUGACAGCCGGUGAAAUUUUGGGCAGAACCUGAGACAUCCUCAUUCCUGACAUUCUGAUCAGCUUUUUGGGGGUUAAUUUUCCUUUUCAAACAGUCUUAAGUUGUUUACAAGAUUUGCUUCAAUGGAUAGCAAUUCUACACAGAUUGUAGUGUUUCUUGUUUGGUUGGUUUUUUCCGUUUUUUUUUUUUUUUUUUUUCUUUGUUUUAACACACAGUUCAACUCUUCCUAGUAAGAGUUCAAGAUGGAAGAACUAGGAUGAGGCUUUUUUUCAGUGGAAUGAACCACACUGUAUCUCAAAGUCCAAAUGCCAAAGGAACCUCAUACACUGUUUGUAAUGGUGCAAUAUUUUAUAUCACUUUUUUUUUUAGAAAAAUAUCCCUAACAUCUUUAUGUUCUCAAAUAUAGUCAAUUUGCAAUUGUGUUGGAGAAUAAAGUUCCCCCACCUCCAAGCGCUGCAUACAUCCCUUGUUCUCAUCACAGUAGGUCUGAGCAAAUGUUCCACCAAGCAUCUUCAGUGUCUUUAAGAAGCACAUAACUUUUCAAAGGUGGUCUUAAUUUGUUCCAAAUCUAUCAAGGACUUACUCACUCACCUCUCUUUUUCUGCCUUCUAUCAAUUCCUUUCUUCUUACCUUUCAUCAUUCAUUCCUUCUUUUAGAAAAACUGAAGAUUACCCAUAAUCUCCCCUAUUACUUGAGGGCCUUGACUGUUUAGUUUAUUUUGUUUACUUUCCAAAUUAACACAGUUCUUUGGUCUGAUUGCAUUUUUUUUAACUGUGAAGCCAUUGAGAUGAAUAUCACUUAAGCAACGUUGCUAAAUUUUCUAUGUGUUUGAAAUAUGUUAAUGAAGGCACUGCUUAUUUGUAGUCACCUUGAAUUGACUUAACCUAGAAGUUGUGCCUUCAUGUGAAGAAAACGAAUAAAACAACCUUUAAACAAGUUGCCUUAGUGUCAAAGGUUAAAAAUAGAGAACAUUUAUUUCUGAGAUUAAAUGCAACUUACUAAAUGUAAGUAGGUUAUCCUCCUACCUCCUAAAAUUCUGUUUCGACGUGUAACUCAAACACAUAAAGAUAUUGAGUUAGAAUUGCUCACAGUAUUUAAUAUCUGACAAUGCUUUUGAAAGAGUUGGUGUUUCUUUUUUAUAUAUUUUUCUAACUCAAAGGAUAUAUUAAAGCCAUAAGUGAAGAUUGUCAUGCUUUUAUUCAGAAAUCUGAAAGAAACCUUAAUUAAAACAAGGUUUUAGGGAAGGCCAUGAUAUGAAAGAUAUGGAACAAUGUGGUUUUAGUUAGAGAGGACUCUAACCUGUAAAUCAAAGAUGAAAGAUUUCACUCAAGUAGAAUUAUAUAACUCCCUUUGUUAUACAGUCAGACCAUAUUUUUCAUGCAUUUGGUUUUUUUAGGAUUACCAUUUUAAUUUUAAAGACUUUUAUUACAUAUACAAAAAUGGCUCAAUACUUGGUUUAACAUCUUGGAAAUUUGAGACACCCUUUGAAAUAGGAAAUCUGAAAUGGAAUGUAACUUAGUGUUAGGUAAAAAUUGCUUUCAUUGCAUAAGGGCAAAUUCAAUCUAGAUUCAUAGUAGUAAUGAAUUUUUUAUAAAUUUUAUUUUCAGAGAAAUUCAUACCAAUCAUAUUUGCUAGCUUAUGUUAUUGUGCAGUGAUUACUUGAAGAUAUUUACUUUAAAAAAUAGUGGAGCCAAAAGCUUAAGAAAAGAUUCUCCCUAUUUUAAAAAGGAAAGUCAUGUUUUAAUUGGAAAUAUAAUUGUGUAGUUUUAAAAUCAAUUUCAUAAUUAUAAAUCACUGUCAUUGCUCUUUAGUUCUCCCAAAUAUUUUUAUGAUGUUAAGAAAAUAAAACAGUAAUGCAAACAUACUCAUCCACUGAAGUUUCCUACAACAGUUUAGCCACAUGUUUAUGGCAAGCCAUUAAUCUGAUAAAGCCAAAUCACUAGGACAUCUCCAUGGUUAUUUAGAUUUAAAACUUGACACAUUAAUGAAUUAAUCACACAUUCUCCCAUGUGACACCAUACCCAGUUGGCUGCACUUAAGAGUCUUUAAGAUACAUGGAGAAGCAAAUAAGCUAUGGAGAGUAUUAUUCACAGCUGAAUGCAGUUGUAAGAAUGGAAUACCAGUGCUUUUUGAUUAUACCGUUACAAGAUGUAGCACAGCCCUGAGGGACAGAAUGGAGGCUUUCAAAAUAUGGACACUUCUUUUGAAAUAGACUAGCACUUUUUGAAUGGGUAGUUUCACUUGGUAUAGUUUUUCUUCACUUACACAUUUCAUUUUUAUUGCUCACAAUAGUUCUGAAUGAGAGGCUAGAAGAGCGUUAACAAUUUUGCAUCUCUUUCUGAUCCUUACUUUGAAGGAAAAUAACAGGGUUUCUUCACAAUCUCAUGGUGAAUAAAAAUAAUGGUUUUUGAUAAAUCUACUAGUAAAUAAUACUAGGAGUUUAAUAAGAUAUCAUACAUAGGUAUAAAAAAGGCUUAAAAGUUAAUUUUUCCAAUUAUAUAAUUUGGGACUAUAUAUUAAACUAGAAAACACUGAUAGUUUUAUUAAAUAGUAAACAAAAUGGGCUCAAAUAAAACCAGAGGCUAUGUUAUCAUUGUUUAGCAAAUGGAAAGAACAUUUUGAGAUGAACUAUCUUUAAAUAUUUUUAAAAAUUUAUAACACAAAUAAUGGAGAUAGAAGUCAGCUUUGGAGAAAAUAGUGAUAUUUAUGAAAAAACUACUAAUCACAUUUCCAUUACCAAUCCUGCGGAUUGAAAUCUUGCCUUUAGUUUUUACAACAACCCUAUAGGACACUCUCACUAACCUCUCACUGACAACAUGAUGGCCUUGAAACCAGGGCAUCUCCCACAAAGGCUUCAGAAAUUACAGGACUGAUCUCUCUUAAUAGUUUAGUCCUACUUUAUUUCCAUAGGUCAAUUAUAAAGCCUUGUGGAUUUACUGACUUUCUUUACAGACUCCACAUAGAAGUAAAAUAGAAUGAUCACUUGGAAAGUCUCCUGUGAAAAUAUUCCUCUUCAAUCAGCUUUUUUUUUUUUUUUUUUUCCGAGAUAGAGUCUCGCUCUGUCAACCAGGCUGGAGUACAGUGGUGCAAUCUUGGCUCCCUGCAACCUCUGCCUCGUGGGUUCAAGUGAUUCUCCUGCCUCAGCCUCCUGAGUAGCUGGGACUACAGGCACAUGCCACCAUGCUGGGCUGAUUUUUCUAUUUUUAGUAGAGACAGGGUUUCACCACAUUGGCCAGGCUGGUCUCGAACUCCUGACCUCAUGAUCCACCUGCCUCAGCCUCCGAAAGUGCUGUGAUUACAGAUGCAGGUCACUAAGCCGGGCUAAUUUUUGUAUUUUUAGUAAAGAUGGGAUUUCACCAUAUUGGCCAGGCUGGUCUCAAACUCCUGACCUUAUGAUCUGCCUACUUAGACUUCCAAAGUGCUGGGAUUACAGGUAUGAGCCACCACUCCUGGCCAAUCAGCGUUUUAAAACUUACUGUUUUAAUCCCAGCAUUUAUGUUUAGAGGAGUUAAUUUAAAUAUUUCUUACUAUUUAGCUGUUGAAUAUUUACUCUCAACUUGUCUCAAUGAAAGAAGUAUUAAACAAGUGUCUUAUAGCGCCAAAAGAAACAAGCCAAAAUUUUCUGUCUUAAAAGUAAUUCAUUCUGAGCUUGAAAUGACCCUGUCAGUCUUUGACACUGCCAUUUCUAGUGGGAUGUAUCUUAAGUUCUUUUCCUGCUUCAUGAAUGAAAUCACUUAUCCUGCUGAGAAAAUAAGAGAAAAAAAUAGAAUUAGAAAGCAACACGCCUGUUCAAGAUGGCAUUUUUACUAUCAAAAGAAGUGAAAACCAGAUGACCUGUGCUAAGAAGUGAAGGCAUUUUAUUGAUUUCUUCUAAACUGGUCAACAUGGUCGUGAUCAUCAUCAAAUUUCUUGUGUUCCCAAAGGCCACUAUUACAGUACAUUCUCUGUCAGUAUUUUGUACAAUGUGCUGCCUUUGGAAUGAAGUAUUAUAAAGUAGCUUGUCAUCUUCAUCAACACCAUCAUUAAAUAUGUAAGUGCCUAUGUGUGGUUUCUUUUCCUAGGGAUGUUUGCGUUGAAAAUCAUAGCCCUUGCCUUCUAACAGCUUGCUUUUACUCCAUCAAAUCCUUCAUGAAGCAGAGCAUGAUUGUCAAGUGGUAUACUCACACAUGCUGUACUCAUACCGCAUAACUUGGUUUCUCCAAAUAAAUGGCAGUCCAUUUUAUCUAUGAUAUUCCUGGCUUCAUAUACUGGUUUUGUAAGAUACAUAAAGCAACAAUUGAGUCAGUUAUUACUAUGCUGGAAGUAACUAGGUCAUACAACUAAACCUUAGACUUUUGAUCUGGGGCUGUUAGGACUUUAUCCAAUGAUAAGGUAAUAGAGUUGUUGCAAUUUCUCAAAACAUCUUAAUUCUCAAACUAAACAUUUAGCAAAUGCAUCAUGAAUUUGGUGUAAACUUACAAUCUUUCUAAUCAAUAAUUUUCUUUCAACUCUUCUCUACUUUUUCUGCCUAACAAUCUAUACGAAUUGCCAUAUCUAAGCAAUCAAAAUGGUUUCUGAAAUCUCUACUUAUGUUUCCUAAGUAGAAAUGACCUUGACAACUUAUUUUCUGAGAUACCACUAGGCAUACUUUCUUUCAUGCCAUUUUAUUAAAAAAAAAAAACUUUGAUAGAUACUCUGUCUUCCAUUUUAUCUCUCUUUUUUUUUUUUCGAGAGCCACUUAUUCAAAUAUCCUUAAAACAUAUAUUUAUCUACGAUUUCGGAUGUGGCACUUUGUUUUACUAAUGCAGAAUUAUUCUUUUUGUUUCAAACAUAGUUUGCCAUCAUUCUUGCUACUACCUAAUCAUGUUGUGCUAGUUAUUGUGUAGAGAAAAUUGCACAUAUAUUUCCUUGUCCUUUGGAAGAUGUCUUUGAGUCAAACCCACAAGCAUGAACUCCCACCUGAAGGGAAAUUGGCGAAGGAUAAACUUUAAAUCAAUAUAUUUUGAAAGGAAGAGAUUUCUAGACUUUUCAGAGAAAAUUUGAAUCCUUUUAUUUUUUUGUUUGGGCCGUAGGCACAUUAGAAGCAAAUGUUGCAACAUCAAAUAUAAUAGGGAGAGUCCAAAGUUUCCUGGGACAUUGUGGUCAUGUCCUUAAUCCUUCAUUGUGAUGUCCCUUCUUGGAGUUGGCAAUUUGUGACAAUUCAUAGAGAUCUUGCAGCAAUACUUGGCUAUUGGUGUUAUUAACUUAAAAUUCAGCAAAAAAUGGAGGAAUUUUUAAAAAACAAUUAAGAAUUGCAAACUUUGAAGUAGAAUGGCACUUUUGUAGGUAUGUAAGGAUUGUUUUUAUAUAAAACUCCCCAUUUUUUCUUCCUAUACUUUAAUAUUCUCAAAUUCUUUCUGGGAAAGCAACAUCAGUGUCUACAUGCACAAUAUCUAGGAUAUAGAAAAUUGCCCUUUCAGUGGUCUGGGUGUAACAAACAUGCCGCUUAAAAUGAGUGACCAUUUUGUAGGUUACAGCCUCAGUAGUCUGUGUCAUAUGAAAGCAAAUAUCCUGAUUUUUUUUUUUUUUUUUUUUGAGACGGAAUCUUGCUCUGUCACCAGGCUGGAGUGCAGUGGCUCUAUCUCAGCUCACUGCAACCUCUGCCUCCUAGGUUCAAGCGAUUCUUCCAUCUCAGCCUCCUGAGUAGCUGGGACUAACUACAGGUGCAUGCCACCACACUCGGCUAAUUUUUGUAUUUUUAGUAGAGACAAGGUUUCAUCAUGGCAAGGAUGGUCUCGAUCUCUUGACCUCGUGAUCCACCCACCUCCGCCUCCCAAAGUGCUGGGAUUACAGGCGUAAGCCACUGCUCCUGGCCCCUGAUAUUUUUAAAUAAGGUGGGCAGGGCAGGCAGGAAACCAGUAUUUAUUACUUUUGUGAUUAAACACUCUAGACCAGGCUUGUUGAUGUGUAUGCCAAAAAUAGAAAGUUUUUGGCUUGAUGUAAAAUAAAAAUGUCUUUUUUAUUGUGGUCUGAUAUCUGUUUCUGUAAUAAGAUCAGUUUGUUGUCCUCUGUGCACCAGUGGUUUUGCCCUUAAUUUUUUUUGGCUAGUAUCACCAAGAUCUGUCAUCCAGAGCUGCUAGGAAAGAUAUAUGUUGCCAAACUUUUCUUAAAAUUGUGCUGCCAGUAGUAGUUUCCCAGAUGUGAAAAAUAAUAAUCUAAUUAAGAAUUAACACCUAAUAACAAUACCAUUGUUGAACAUGCUCAUGGAAUGUCCACCUUCUUCUGAUUCCUUUUUUGUAUUUGAAAAUGCAAUGGUGUGUUCCAAAUUAUUGUUGAUGUUGUUAAUGUCAUGACUCUCCUUUGAAGAGAAUAAAAAAAUCCCCUUUUUUGUGUGUUUUCUACUGAAUUAGAUUUCCCUCUAGUCCUAUAUGAAUAAAAGCUAUUUGAAAUAAAA